AUGGAAAUGUUUUUCUAUGAAAGUUGGGACGAUAUAAAGAAAACGAUUAACCCUCUUGCUGAUGCCAUGCUUCAGGAGGACUUAAGUGUGGGCAACUAUUGUACUGACACUGAACAGAAGAAUAAAGAAGCUUGCAAGCUCAUUGUUAGAGGUUUGAAGAGUAUAUAUGAAAUUAAAGUGGAAGGGAAGGAUGGGGAUAAAGAUGAACAUAAAAAAAAUAAUAGACUAUUUGAGCAAACUAUGGAAUGCUUUAUAUUAAAUGUAUAUGCAGAACUCAUUAAAGAAAGGUGUCCUACUACGGGAGAUACCGUACAGAAGGCCUUUACUAACCAGGGGAAUCUCCACACAAGUGCGUGUGCGCAGGAGCCAUGUAAUAAAUGUAAAUGGGAAGAAUGUAAGAAUAUGACGGUUGGGAAGGGAAAACUAUGGGAUAGAAUAAAAACGGAACUCCGGGGGGAUGGCAAAAUGCAGGUAACUCUGGAUAAAAUAUGUCAGGCUACUUCGCAAGCGGCACCUAUCCCUAAGAAGCAGAAACCUGAACGUAAGGAAACGGACGCCCCUCAACCUGUACCGGGGGUGCCUGUUUCAGGAGAGGUAUCAUCAAACACACAGGAGGACGUAACGAAGAAGGUUGAACCUAAAAGUAAAGGAAGUAAGACUGCGGAAACUGUUGAUAAAUAUAAUGAUGUUGUUGCCCUCCUUGAUGAAUUAGAUAAGAAGCAUGAUCAUAAGAAUUCAAAUGAUGAUAAAGAUGAUUACCCGGGGCAGGGCAUCUGGGUAUCGUCAGGUGGCAGAGCAGGUGAAAUAGAUGUAGUUCAGGGUAAAGCGCAACUCCCUUCUGGUCCUUCUCAUACAAGUGCAGAUCCUGUUAUCUCAAAUGGUCAAACUCCAAGCACAGGAACAGACACCCAAAAUCCUCAGACUUCCAGUUCUCAUGAUCCAGGUAAUAAUAAUAAUAAAAAGAAAAUAAGCACCCCUAAAAAAUGUGUGCAGCCUACAAGAUGCAUCUAA
Messenger RNA from Plasmodium coatneyi, 1011 nucleotides. RefSeq names its product SICA antigen. The record is from RefSeq and is a predicted model, not a curated record. NCBI's taxonomy places the organism in Eukaryota, Apicomplexa, Aconoidasida, Haemosporida, Plasmodiidae. The coding region runs from base 1 to 1011 and encodes 336 amino acids. The transcript has 2 exons.